Messenger RNA from Cornus florida, 2173 nucleotides. Its product is annotated as apoptosis inhibitor 5-like protein API5. The transcript is spliced from 16 exons. Gene Ontology annotation, cellular component: nucleus. Gene Ontology annotation, biological process: regulation of programmed cell death. Gene Ontology annotation, molecular function: mRNA binding. The coding region runs from base 288 to 1943 and encodes 551 amino acids. Lineage: Eukaryota; Viridiplantae; Streptophyta; Magnoliopsida; Cornales; Cornaceae. The record is from RefSeq and is a predicted model, not a curated record.
ACCGUACCGCGUUUUCCUUAACCCGCAAAGAAUCUCUCUGUCUUCCACAGUUUUCUCCCUCUGCUACACCUCUCAUCCUUUCUCUCUCUACUCCUCACGCACUCUCUCACUUCAUAACCUCACGAAAUCCCAGUUUUCCUUCCCAAUUUUAAUUCAGCGCUCUUCACAAACCCUUCUUUUCAAAAUUUUCUCUCCUACCCGCUUAUAUAUAUAUAUACACACAUACGAUACACACAUAUAUACAUAUAUACUCACACAGACAUUGCUUAAUAUAAUUUUUGUAAACCAUGGCCGAACAUUCCGGUGAUUCGAACUACAUCGAGAAGCUAUACGAGUACGGGGAACGGCUCAACGAGGCCGAAGACAAGUCACAGAACAUUAAGGACUAUGAGGGCAUACUCCAGGCGGCCGGAGGCAGUAUAAAGGCCAAACAAUUGGCUGCGCAGUUUAUUCCCAAGUUCUUCAAGUACUUCCCUACCCUUUCGGUCCGAGCUAUCGACGAGCAUUUUAAUUUGUGCGAGGAUGAGGAGCUUGGGGUUCGAGUACAAGCUAUUCGUGGGCUUCCAUUUUUCUGCAAGGAUACACCAGAACAUCUGUCUAAAAUUGUUGAUGUACUUGCACAGCUCCUUAUAGCGGUGGAAAAUGUGGAGCGGGAUGCGGUGCAUAAAGCCCUUAUGUCUUUAUUGCGGCAGGACAUAAAGACUUCCUUAACGGCUUUGUUUAAGUGUAUUGCAAGCUCUGAGGAACCUAGCGCCGAUGAAACCAUUCGUGAAAAAGUUAUAUACUUUAUCAGAGAUAAGGUGUUUCCUCUUAAAGCUGAACUCUUGAAGCCACAAGAUCAAAUGGAGAGACACAUAACUGAUUUGGUGAAAAAAAGUUUGCAAGAUGUAACUGGGGUAGAAUUUAAAAUGUUCAUGGACUUCUUGAGAAGCUUGAGCUUAUUUGGACAGAAUGCUACUGCAGAACGUGUUCAAGAACUUGUUGGAAUCAUUGAAGGACAGGCUGAUCUAGAUGCACAAUUCAAUGCUUCAGAUGGUGAUCACAUUGACAGAUUAAUAAGUUGCCUAUACAUGGCUCUUCCUUUUUUUAAGAGGGGUGCAUCAAGCAGCAAAUUUCUCAACUAUUUGAACAAACACAUUCUACCUGUGUUUGAUAAGCUUCCUGAAGAACGAAAAGCAGACUUGCUCAAGAACCUUGCUGAAUCUUCACCUUGCAUAACACCGCAGGAUUCCCGCCAGCUUCUUCCAUCUAUUGUUCAACUUCUAAAGAAGUGCAUGAUUCGGAGAAAGAUUGAAGAAAUGAACUUUACUUAUGUCGAAUGCUUGUUGUAUGCCUUUCACCAUUUAGCUUACAAGACUCCUAAUGCCACAAAUAGUCUAUGUGGCUACAAGAUUGUCACUGGCCAACCGUCAGAUAGGCUUGGUGAGGAUUUCUCGGAGUGCUAUAAAGACUUCACAGAAAGGUUGAGUACCAUUGAGGAUUUAGCUAGAACUAUGAUUAAAAAAUUGACCCAAGGGAUGGUAGAACACAACAAAGCGAUGGCAGCUGCUAAAAAUGAUGAUGAGAAGGAUAUUGUUAAGAAGCAAAAACAGAAUUCAACGAUUGGGCUUCGAGCCUGCAACAACAUACUGGCAAUGACCCAGCCACUGCAUACAAAAUUACCUUCGUUUAUUGGGGAUCAGAAAAUUAACUUGUCAUGGAAAGAAGCAGUGAGACGUUCAGUGCCAUCAACCACUGCUGUUGCCGGUCAGAAACGUACUGCCACUGCUGCAGCUGCUGCUGCUAAUGGUUCGAGCAAUUAUGCAAUCAAAAAGGGUCGAGGAGCAGGUGGCAUACCAAACCAACUUGUCAACAGGGUACUGGAAGGUUUACAUCGUGGUGGCAGAACUGGUGGAAGAGGGAGAGGCUGGGGUGGACGCGGAGGAGGAAGGGGUUAUCGUUAACAUCACGGUUCACAUUCAAUUGAGGUGUAUUACUACGAAAAGUUAUCGAAAUAUAUUCAUUUCUUUUCUCUUGGGCAGUUAGGUUUUCUUGUAGGCAUUUAACUACGUUACAUGUUGCCAUGAGUAGUUUGUUAAAUUAAUUAUACUUCACACCGCUAACACAAUUGUUUAUUAAAUUUCUCUGUUCUCGUUAACUGACAUAUGUAAUGAUAAUUACUAGGUUCGGUGAA